GAGCUUGUUUGUAAUACCGAACCAAUCGCUAUGCGAUUUACAAUAAACUGCGUGCACGAUGUGUGAAAAUAAAAACAAAACGUAUAAGUUGGUAAGAGAAUAAUAAAUUAAGAUGAAACUGAAAAAGAAAUUAUAUCUUUUAAUUGGGCCUAAUGUGAGAAAAUGUGCAGAACAAGAGACGGGAAGUUAUAAACAAAAUAACAAACAAAUAAGUAUAUAAAUAAAUAAAAGAAAGUAAUAAAAAACUGUUAAGAAUGAAAAGAAAGCGUCCAGUUUAAUCUGCUACACGUUUUUUCAUACACAAGUCUUACAAACGAAACUGAAGUAAAAAAAGAUUAUAAUCGCAUAUUUAACAUAAUUAGUAGGCCGUAUUAAAUUAAAUGCGGAGAAAAUGAUAUCAAGCGAAUAUUUUUAAGCACGGACAGCAAAACAAAAUGUGCGAACAUGAAAACGUGGCGUACCGUUGAGCGGUGCCAAGAUGGCAUAAUAAACGUGUUCUUAAAAAAAUCGCAUGGGUAUAAAACUUUAAAAUUGGUGAUAUGUUUUAAAUAGCGCCUUUAAAGCAAAGAGAAAAGCUUCGAUCUAUGAUGGAAGGGUUCACGUUUAAGCCAUAUUUAUUUGUUAUUGUUACUUAUUUAUUUACUUAUAUUACUUUUUAUAUUUCUUUAUUAAUAUUUCUAUAUUUCAAGGAGAAUUGUCGCGUUCGAUGGCGUUCGGUUAUUGUAAUUCUUCAUUUUAAUGUUAAAUUACCGUCCGCGUCACUAUCAAUGUUACCCUUUUAGUCAGGAAACGGACUGGUUUAACGUAUGCUAGUGUGUGAUAAAGUUUUAAAUAUCUUUGUAGCUAGUUCAGUAUCUGCAGUCUAAUAUAUCCAAUGGAAACAUCAACUUUAGUCCAUCAAAACUCACUAGAGAGGUCCGAUUUCUCCAUGGAUUCGAUCCUAAUGAACAAUAACAAACGCAAGAAAUUGAUAACUGCUGAAGAAGAGAUGUGUGCAACAGAGAUGCUGACAAAGCACCCAAUGGCGUUGAUGCAUGGUGGUUUGGCGAAUGUGAAAGUUGCAGAUGACGAAGAAGCUAAGAAGAUACGGGUACAUUUAGACGAUGCCGAAUUGUGGCGGAGCUUUCAUCGAUUGACGAAUGAAAUGAUCGUCACGAAAAACGGGAGGAGAAUGUUUCCUGUCUUAAAAAUAUCAGUGGAAGGAUUGGACCCGAAUUCAAUGUAUUCAAUUAUGAUCGAUUUUCUGCCAGUGGAUAGCCAUCGCUGGAAAUUUGUAAAUGGUGAAUGGUCAAGGGGAGGGAAACCCGAACCAAUCACUAACAGUCGACUCUAUGUUCAUCCUGAUUCGCCAAAUUUUGGGACACACUGGAUGAAGAAUUCAAUUGUGUUUUCAAAAAUAAAAUUGACGAACAAGGAAAGCACAAGUAACCAAGUGGUGAUGUUGAAUUCGCUGCACAAAUACGAGCCCAGGAUUCACGUGCUACGUGUGGGAGGGAAAGAAUCGGAGAAAACAGUCUCCACUCAUUCGUUUAGAGAAACUGUUUUCAUUGCAGUAACUGCCUACCAAAACGAGGAGAUAACUUCCUUAAAAAUUAAAUACAACCCAUUUGCGAAAGCAUUUUUGGAUGCAAAAGAAAGAACGGAACAUCCUUAUCUUUCUAAAAGAAACGACACAACUUAUCCGCUACCUUGUCGCUGUUGCAGUGCAUAUCCUCCGUACUCUCGAUUACCCAGCUCUUCUGAAUAUAACCAUAAUAUGCAUUACUCACCACUAGAACCUGGAUUUCACCUCAGGUCAUCGAGAACAUCUCCAUAUUAUAUUUCGUCACCCCGCGGCUACUACAUGUCCAGUCAAAUGCAUCGGACGCCGUACUUUUCACACCAAAAUGCAUCACCGCCACCUUUACCACACCAUUGUGCGGCGCCACUAAACACACAUUCUCGUCACUCACAUUUAGAUCGAGCUCCGUAUUGCAGCAUACCAAACUGUGCAUGUUCUUUAACAAGCAUCUAUGCUGCGUCGCGAUACGAAGACAGCAGCAGAACGAGGAAUAAUAACAGACUAAGUCCUACAAACACGGGCACUUCCACGCCAAGUCCAUCUUGUGAGUUUGCACAGGACAAUGACAGAAGUCAGAAAGAGCAUUAAAGAAGGAUAAGAGUGAUUUCAUAUGUCAAUUUUAUUUGUGAUUGUUCGAUCAAAAUAAGCUAAAAAAAACAUGGAAUAUAUACUUCUUUCCAUUUUUAUGUAAAAUGAGUGUUUAUUAACCCUAACACGAACGAACACGUGUAUAUACGGGCGAAGAUCGGGCAAGCACAGCCAAUUAGACCGCGUUUUUAAAAGUAUGUUAUGAGGAUGAAGUGGGAUACCAAACUGUACCAGACACGAAACAUUCAGGUUCUUUACUCGCCACCAAUGGCAACUCAAAUUUUAGAAAGCUAACUAUUUUUAGUCCAAAAACAGGGUCUUUGUUAAAAACAGAUGCGCAUACUUAGGAUUAAUGAACGUGACUAGAUAUUGUUCGUUUGUCGUCAACAAUAUUAUUUUGUUCUUACUUUGUGAUGUAGUAUCUAUUUAUAUCUGUGAAUAAAAUAAUAAUAUCUAUAUAUUCAGUAAAAUAUAAAACUGAUGAAAUAAACAAAA
Hydractinia symbiolongicarpus is the source of this 2644-nucleotide messenger RNA. Its product is annotated as T-box transcription factor TBX19-like. Lineage: Eukaryota; Metazoa; Cnidaria; Hydrozoa; Anthoathecata; Hydractiniidae. Gene Ontology annotation, biological process: cell fate specification; mesoderm formation; positive regulation of DNA-templated transcription. Gene Ontology annotation, molecular function: RNA polymerase II cis-regulatory region sequence-specific DNA binding; DNA-binding transcription factor activity, RNA polymerase II-specific. The transcript has 5 exons. The record is from RefSeq and is a predicted model, not a curated record. Gene Ontology annotation, cellular component: nucleus. Bases 875 to 2149 code for a protein of 424 amino acids.